This is a messenger RNA of Psylliodes chrysocephalus, 3784 nucleotides long. The record is from the annotation of a GenBank genome assembly. Lineage: Eukaryota; Metazoa; Arthropoda; Insecta; Coleoptera; Chrysomelidae.
UUACAUUUUUAAAAUUUAAUAAUUUCAUUAUGUUAAAUCGAAAUGUUUGAAUUAUUUUAACUAAUUUAUAUUUAUUCUUGUUUCAGGUGCAUGGGGGGCGAUGGGAACUGGCACUGGGAUUGAGGGGGGGCUACGGAGGCGAAUGCCGCUUAGCAGACGAACUGGCGGAGGUGGAGCGGCAGCUGGUGCCUCGGUGGUCGGCGCUAGGGCGAUGCGCUACUACCGCCUAUGGAUUUACACCUGCAAUACGGCCCUACUGGCGGGAGCGCUGGCAUUCGGCGGAGCGGCCGUCAGGACGGUCGUCUUCGACUUUCGUCGCUCGCUCAUACCGUCGCUCACGCUUUAUCAACCGUCGUUCCUGUACGCCUACUUGGCGCUGUUGACGCAGGGCGGCGCCAUCCAGUUGCUGGGAUGCCUCGCGGCGUUAAGACUGUCCGAGAAACUGUUGAACGCUUACUGGUUGUUGUUGUUAGUACUGUUGUUCGGUGACGUUGCGAUCGGUGCCUUCUGGGCGUUUCGGUUCGAACGGGUGUGCCAGGAACUGAGGCCGGCGCUGCGCGUCAAGUUUUACCAGGAGUACGGGACCAACGAGGAUUUUACCGAUGUUUGGAACAGGCUCCAAUCGGAGCACCCGUGCUGCGGCGUGACCGGACCCGAAGACUACAACAGCAGCGCGCUGCAGAUGCAGCUGCCGGUCAGCUGCUGCCUCAAACCGCCAAGGACGGUGAACAGUACCUGCGAGGCGGAGCAACUCCAUCAUACGAACGGUUGCGACGAAAGACUGCUAGCGUAUCUUAGAUCGACCGCCUCCCUGCUCGCCAUACUUGGUUACUGCGUUCUAGCCUUCCUCAAAAUGUGCUUCCUGGGUAUUCUGCGUUACGAAAUCCGAGAAAUGAUCCAGAAGAUUCGAAUACUUCGAACAGAGUUGGAGCUGCCCAACGUGAACGGCGUGGUUCCGGGUACGCUCCGGGCGGAAAGUGCCGAAAGCGAACGGGAAUCGCUUCUAGUGAGGCCGGAAAGUGCGGCGCUACUCUCGUCGCCGCCGUCGCAAACGAAAAAUCCCAACGGGAACAAUAAUUAUGAAAUGAGGGAGUACAGGGGUCGCGAAAAUAUAUGACUAAAGAUACGCCUAGAGGGUCUGUUCAGCCGCGGCAGGUGGGGCCGCGUAAAGAAAGGUCCUCUGGCCACGCCACUGGAGGAUAUAUUCAAGCGCAAUCCGAGGUCAAGGGUCAAGGAUGAUCCCUGUUGAAAUUUCAAAGAAUUUACCAUCGACCAGGGUGUAAAGUGGACCAUGCAAAGUCGCGGAGAAGAAUAACAAUCGACACCUUUUUUUGUAAGGUGCUAGGGACUGUAAUUUAUGACAAAUUAGGGAAAGAGAAAGAAAAUGAGUGAAGUAAAGUGGAGUAAUUUGAGACUAGAAUUUUUGGAGAAAAAGAAAAUGUAUAAUGGAAGAUAGUGCGGUAAAAAUGAAGUUUAUACAAGGCGAUUCUUUGAGAAAUGAUCAUACGUUAGGGGUGGAUAGGGGACAAGCUAUAUUUAAUAGUAAAACAAUUUUAUUUAAAAAGAUAUAAUAUACAAAUUUUUGGUAGUAAGCAUACAUAUUUCACUUUAUGUUCACUUUUUUCUAUUCUAAUAUACAAUAAUUCUCUUUUAUUAUGAAAAUAUUAGAGUUAUAUAAAAAUAUUACCAUUUUUAACACUUUGUAUAUUAUAAAUAGCAAGUCUUCAAAACCUGCUUUAAACCUAACCGAGUUAAAAAAAUAUUCUGCGCGAUUUUUGCAUGGUCCGUUACGAACACACGAAAAAUAAAAACCAGAGCAGCAUUCGCUCAAUCGCCAAAAAUUGUACAGUGUAAAUAUAAAUUAAUUAAAAAAAAUGCAUAUUUAAAAUUAUAAAACAUUGAGUGAUAGUAUUAAAAAUAGUAUUUAAAACAAUAAAUAUUAAUAAAACGUAGGAUAGUUAAAUAAGCCAUUGGCGUAUCAAAAAAAAAUCGUGAAUGCUGCUCUAACAAAAAAAAAAUAUUUAAAAAAUAGUCCUGUACCUACAUCGUGAACCACCGAAUAUUUUCGUACUAUACUAAGUUUUUAAAAAAAAUGUAACGAUUGAAAUUAUUUUUCACAAAUUAAAUAAUAGCUAGUUCACCCUGUAGGGCGGUACUGGGGCUGUUUCAACUUAAAGUAAAAUUUAUAAAUAAAGCAACUAGAGAACUGCUUAAGAUUAUUUUGCAAGGGCGCCACCGAUGCCUUUUCCAUUCCAUAUACACUGCCCACCACUUGGAGGGGAUUAUAACUAAACAUGUCUGCUUUAAGUGCUGGUCGGUAAACUCUUCCUAGAAACUUCCUAAGACUGUCAGUGAAGAAAUAUCAAAUUAUCAACAAAAAACCUAAUCCAAAAGAGACGCUUUAAAUCAUAAGUGUGUCGGUAUGAGCUUAACUUUAUCAGAAUUACAUAGUGCCUCGCCUUAAAGAGUAUAAAGUGCAUUUGGUAAAGAGAGACUUUAAAAAAAUAAUAGAUUUUGUUUUUUUUUUUAAUUUAACGCUAAUAGUUUUUUAUCCAUCGUUAUUUUUAAAUACUCGCAUGGCCUUUUUUACCCCUUGUAUAGCGUUUAGUUAAAAAAUGUGAUUGGUGUAGUCAAAAACUGGACAACAUAGAUAAUUUAACUAACCAGAAUUCAUCAUGUUUUGAGAAGUGUAAAUUAAACAUUUUUACCUUUUUGAAAUGCAAAAUAGAAACUCCUGUUCAGUUACUGUUAUACUAUAUAGAAUACAGGGUGAGAAUUUAGAAACUUCCCAAUAGUAAUACUCCCUAAUAAAGAGGGAAUUACAAAAAUUGUUUAAAUCAGGUAGAUUUUUUAUUCCAAGUGGACACCUUUCAAUCAUUUUCCUACGUAUCAUACGUCAUACGACUAGACGCAGAUUCUAGUCAUAGUCAAGUAUUUGUUUGCUGCAGUGUUGUCAGAAUAACUUAAGAGCUCCCUGGCAAUUCUGCAGUUUCUUGUUUCAUCCUAUACAAUUAUUUAAAUAGGGAAAAGUACUUUUAAAUUAAGCGCCCUCUAGCGGUAUAAAAACUAUUACAUAUUGUAAAGUGUAACACUUCUUUUGAAAGCUUAUCUUAUUGGUAAUUUAAUCCACAACAUAACAACCCAUUAUUUAAUGAAACAUAACUUAAAUAAGACUAAGAAUGUUGCUAUUAAGGUUAGGAUUAAAUCAAUUUAUCUCUAACCGAAAUCAACCAACAUAGCAAAUUUAUGCUACGCAUUAAAUCACUAAUGGAAUUAGCUUUCAAAUGAAGUGUUACAUUUUACAAUACGUAACAGUUUUUUAUCCCGAUAGAGGGCGCUAAAAUCAAAAUUACCUUUUUAAUGAUGUGUUAUACUUUGUACUAAUACUUUCCCGAUUUAAAUUGUAAUCGUUAGUGUGACGAAGGAGAGGGGAAUGACGUAUAACAUUUUUGAUAUAUGAUAGACCCGUGCCCUCCAUGGAAUAAAAUUACCUGCUUAAAGCAAUUUUUGAUAGGUACUCUUUUUUAUUAGUUUAGAAAGUUUUUAAAUUGACAACUAGUAGAUGAAGUAUGGAACAAUCAAAAAUUCUUUAAUAAUAUUAUGUUGAUUUAGAAAAUUUUCGGGUAAAUGGAAUUUCAUUUUAGAUUGCGCGUUUUUUACCGUAUUAUUCAUAUUUAUGAUUUCAUCGGUUUUUAGGAUAUGAUAUCCAGAAAUUACUAUCUUAUAUGUUCCAAUUUACAGAUAGGUAAAAUGAUAAUUUUGAACAGGAGCAUCAAACGAAACA